Messenger RNA from Ostrinia nubilalis (European corn borer), 4986 nucleotides. It is a transcript of the gene Tmtc3, whose product is annotated as protein O-mannosyl-transferase Tmtc3-like. The transcript is spliced from 14 exons. Gene Ontology annotation, cellular component: endoplasmic reticulum. Lineage: Eukaryota; Metazoa; Arthropoda; Insecta; Lepidoptera; Crambidae. The record is from RefSeq and is a predicted model, not a curated record. Gene Ontology annotation, biological process: protein O-linked glycosylation via mannose. The coding region runs from base 324 to 3374 and encodes 1016 amino acids. Gene Ontology annotation, molecular function: protein binding; mannosyltransferase activity.
CGAUCCGGCCGUGAGAGCGGGCGUGCCCGUGCGCGUCGUAAUGAUCUCACUACAUAAAUGUCAAAUGAGAUGAUUUCGAAAAAAAACAGUGACAUGUGCUUCUUACUAACCUAAACAUUGGUUCGGACGCUAUGGUUUUUGUGUUACACAGUGCGUUUUUAGCAUAUUAACCGUUUUUUCUCUUGAUAUUCUGCAGCAAAAUUUAUAGUUCCGGUUCCGUGAUCGUGUUUUCGCUUGGUAGCUAACUUAUAAAACAUUUCAGGUGUCUUGAAGCCUGCUUUAGUGACUGGGAUUUAGAUGAUGACAGUGUUUGUGUGUUUUGGAUGAUCAGUAAUGCAAUAAUCGCGAUGGACCGCGUGAGUGGCGUGUGUAGAUUUGGCGGGGUGGUGUCGGCGGUUCGGACGAGGACUGGCCGGAGUAGGCGGCGUCUGGCCGGCCAGAACCAGAUGCCAGAAGACCUCCCAGAGCCUCCGAGAAGAGGCCUGGGCGCCAUCCUAGUUCUAGCCUGCAUCAUAGUCUACCACAACUGCCUAUACUGUGGCUUCGUCUUCGACGACAUCAGUGCCAUAAAAGAAAACAGAGACUUGAGACCCCAAACGCCAAUCUCCAAUAUCUUCCUCAACGACUUUUGGGGAACUCCUAUUCAUAAGGAACAGUCCCACAAGUCGUACCGGCCGCUGACUGUGCUCACGUUCCGAUGGAACUACGCGGUGCACGGCCUCCAGCCGGCCGGGUACCACCUGGUCAACUUGCUGCUACACGCGCUUGUAUCACUCUUGUACUACAGGGUCUGCGCUAUGUUCCUGCCAGAGUUCGCAAGUUUCGUCGCCGCCAUCUUGUUUGCCGUGCACCCCAUACAUACGGAGGCUGUAACCGGUGUGGUGGGCAGGGCCGAGAUGCUAUCGUCACUGUUCUUCCUUGGUGCAUUGCUGUGCUACGCGCGUGCUGCUAGCAGAAGACGAUAUACAGACUGGCGGUACGUAGCGGCGUGCACAGCAUGCGUUGGCGUUGCUAUGCUGUGCAAGGAGCAAGGCAUCACCGUCACCGGCGUCUGCGUCGUCUAUGAGCUCUUCGUGGCUCAGAAGCGCCGAAGCUCAGGUGGUGGCAGCCGUUGGUCCUGGCUAGAGGCAUGGGGCAAGGGCUCUGGCUGGGGCUGCGCGUGCGGCGAGGCGGCGCGCCGAGUUGCUACUGUCUGCUGUGCAACGCUAGCGCUCCUGGCGGCGAGAUUACACGUCAUGGGUGCUCAACUGCCCGUGUUUACCAGAUUUGACAACCCUGCUGGCGCUGCUCCACCACCAGCCAGGUCUCCUAAGAUGUAUGGGGCUGCGCGUGUGGCUACCGUCUUCUGCGCAAUGCUAGCGCUCCUAGCAACGAGAUUACACGUCAUAAGCGCGCAACUGCCUGUGUUUACUAGAUUUGACAACCCUGCUGGCGCUGCUCCACCACCAGCCAGCUGGCGCUGCUCCACCACCAGCCAGGUAAUAAAACCUUCUUUUGAGGUUAAAAAUCUAGCUCCUAAGAUGUAUGGGGCUUCCAUGCGCCGAGUAGCUACCGUCUGCUGCGCGACGCUAGCGCUCCUAACGGCAAGAUUACACGUCAUGGGCGCCCAACUGCCCGUGUUUACCAGAUUUGACAACCCUGCUGGCGCUGCUCCACCACCAGCCAGGCAUUUAACCUUCGCCUAUCUGCCUGCUCUCAACGCCUGGCUGCUGACGUUACCCGAAGCUCUAUGCUGCGACUGGACGAUGGGAACAGUGGCUUUGGUCCGCUCGUGGAGGGAUCCAAGGAACCUCGCCACCCUCGCGUUGGCUACAAGCCUCAUCGCUGCAGCAGUACAUGCUUUGAGGACCAGGUCGUCUGCUCUUUCUAUGGGCCUAGCAUUAUUGGUGCUGCCAUUCUUGCCAGCCUCGAACCUAUUCUUCCCUGUCGGCUUCGUGGUGGCCGAGAGAGUUCUCUACAUGCCUUCCAUGGGCUGGUGUCUGCUAGUGGCCCAUGGAUGGCGACUCCUCGCCAAGAAACGGGCCAAGCUCGCCGCUGCAGCUCUUAUUUUCCUCUUACUGGCGUUCAGCGCGAAGACCUACGUCAGAAACUGGGAUUGGAAGACUGAAUACUCCAUUUUUGCUUCGGGACUGAAGGUGAACCGCAACAACGCAAAGCUAUACAACAACGUAGGCCACGCCUUAGAGGCAGAAGGCAGCUACGCUGAAGCGCUAGAAUUCUUCAACACAGCAGUCAGCGUACAACCAGAUGACGUCGGCGCUCACAUCAACGUCGGCAGAACGUACAACCACCUGGGAAGAUACCAGGAGGCCGAGGAUGCUUACGUCAAAGCAAAGUCGCUACUGCCAAAAGCAAAGCCCGGGGAGUCCUACCAAGCGAGGAUAGCUCCCAACCAUCUAAACGUUUUCCUAAACCUAGCCAAUUUAAUCUCCAAGAAUGCGACGAGACUGGAAGAAGCAGACAUGCUGUAUCGGCAAGCGAUUAGCAUGCGAGCUGAUUAUACACAAGCCUACAUCAAUAGGGGAGAUAUCCUCAUCAAAUUGAAUAGGACUAAGGAAGCUCAAGAAGUGUAUGAAAGAGCACUCCUUUAUGAUAGUGGAAAUCCGGACAUUUAUUACAACCUUGGCGUAGUCCUCCUCGAACAAGGCAAGGCGUCGCAAGCGCUAGCCUACCUGGACAAAGCGCUGGAAUUGGAACCCGAGCAUGAACAAGCGCUGUUGAACUCCGCUAUACUGCUGCAAGAGCUGGGCGCUGCCGACCUGAGGCAUUUGGCCCGCCAGCGGCUGCUGAAACUCCUGGAUAAAGACGCUACAAACGAGCGCGUGCACUUCAACCUUGGCAUGGUGUGCAUGGACGAAGGCGACGCGGAAUGCGCCGAGCGCUGGUUCCGCGCAGCAGUGCACCUCAAGCCUGACUUCCGAUCCGCGCUCUUCAACCUUGCUUUACUACUAGCAGACAGAAGAAGGCCGCUGGAAGCAGCUCCCUUCCUUAAACAGCUGGUGCGACAUCACCCCGACCACGUGAAGGCGUUGGUGCUCUUGGGAGAUAUCUACAUCAACUCCGUCAAGGAUUUGGACGCAGCUGAGAGCUGCUACCGCCGCAUCCUGGAACUGGAGCCAGAGAACGUGCAAGCGCUCCACAACCUUUGCGUGGUAGCGGUCGAACGCGGCAAACUGGCCGUAGCCGAGGAGUGCCUGACCAGAGCGGCUGCUUUAGCGCCCCAUGAGCACUACAUACAGCGCCACUUAGCGGUCGUUAGAGCGAGACGCAAUCCCCCCUCGAACCCCCCGCCCACCCCUGCUAGCGAAGUGCGAGCGAGAUGGAACUACAUCCCGCAACAACCCCCCGACCCUCACGAGGCGGAGGGGUCAUAGCGAACACGCGCGAUGUAAAUAGACUUAGAUCGGUGGCUGCGCGGGUGCGGUCUUCAAAUGUUUUAUCUUGGAGCACUAUUAAGUACAUAGUUUGUCUUUAAACGAUUUUCAACAUUUUGGUUACUGAAACAAAUCAAAAAUUCAUAAUAAAUAUUUUUUACAAGUUAUCCAUAGAGAUAUAGAGUAACACAAAGUAAUCAAAAUGUGUGCUCAUUAUCCACUGCGGUAUCAGUACUCAACGUUCGAAUAAUCUUUAGUACUACGCAAGCAAUGCAACGUCUGCAGCAAUGUGUUCUGUUUUUGGGCAUAUUGCUGCGACGCAUGCCCCGCCCCCUUGUCACAUCUCCCUUUAGUUUCUGUGAUCUGUGGAUAGAAGCUAUCAAAAAUAAAUCCGCUUUGCUACCAUCUUGAUUAGGAUGUCAUCAGAAUUACCUUUAAGCAAUUUAUGGUGUAGGUACUGUUUCAUCGAUUACCUACUCCAUUACUUAGUGCUUCAGGAUAACAAAGAGGAGAAAACACCCGCGAGGCCAGCCUACAACACCAAUCGAAUUCGGCCAAUACCUACCCGUUUUUGUUUCAAUUAACAGGGUACUUAAAUUUCUUUUCCCAAAUGCAUACGAUAUUUUCGUAGCGUACGAUCUCUUAUAGAAAAGCUUAUGAUUUGCAUACGGCGUUCCGUGAUAUUAGUUUUUACACUAUAAUUGUAUGUAUGCCAUGUGUAUAUUAUAUGAUAGGUAUUAUGUAGAAUAUGUUGGAACGAGCUUUUUAUCAUUUAGCCUGGUAUACGGACUAUAAUUAUCUGUGCGUACUGAAAAAGUAAAAGAAAUAGUUCGAUAGGUGACGUAAUUUGAAAUAAUACCUUCCUACUUUAAUCUAGUCACAAUGCAAUGCUCGUAUGUUUAGUUAACGUUUGAACUAAAGUCAAACUGUAGUUUAUUUUGAAAAAGACUUGGUAAAUUACGUCUUCGGUGUUUAGUUUGUGAUGUAUUUCUCUAUAUUUUUAUCGAAUGUGUACUAAUAAAGAUUGCAUUGUUGUAAUGUUGUCCUGUGCUUCGGUUAGCCGUUGGGACUAGCAUUAGCAUCCCCGCAUAAUCGAACCCCGUACUGAUACAGUAUCUAAUUGUAACUAAAUAUGUCAUUUUGUAACUAUGUCUUAAUUGUACAAGAAAACUUAUGCCCCAUGUAUGAUACUUAUAUUGAGCGUUUCUAUUUAGUUAUCAGAUACUUUUAUUUCUGAAUGAAGCUGGCUUAAAAUUCGAAAAGAAAAUUAAUGAAUAUAUUUUAUGAAAACCGGCAUUGGGUCCGGCGAAGCGCUCUACGUGUCAUUAACAACUGAUAAAAAUAUUAUUUUCGUAAGGGCUAAUGUUAUAUUGUAAAAAUAAAUGAAAGUGAUCGACCGUUAUUAGAUUUAGAUGUGAAAAUGUAAUGUUGUUAAUGUUUUAAGAUAAAAAAGUAACUUUUGUAAAAACUGAAUUUUUUACAAUGUCUUGAAACAUUCCUGACGGUGACUCUGACAUGAGUUGGUGAAUUCGUAAGGACCCCGAAUAUUAUAAACUAUUUGUCGUCAAAACGUUUAUUUUUAUAAAAUAAAAUGAUGUUUCAAAUGAGUCAA